CAGAUGAGGAAACAUUAAACCAACUCAGAAUCUCAGGUGAUGCAAUGACGUGUGAGGUUAAGCACAGACCAGAAAAAGAGCAGGGAAACCAGCCAGGGGAGAAAAUGGAUAAAUUUAUUUCCUGUCAGGGAACUCAGAAGGGCCUUAAGGAAACCAGAAUACAGCAGGAAAUCUGCAGGGAAAAGCAAAAAAAUACAUGCGCUGAGUGUGGGAAAAACUUCACUUACAGAUCAGGCCUUUCUCAACAUCAGAGAAUCCACACAGGGGAGAGGCCCUAUGAAUGCCGUGAGUGUGGGAAACUCUUCACUCAAAGAUCAGCCCUUAUUAGGCAUCAGAGAAUCCACACAGGGGAGAGGCCCUAUGAAUGCCGCGAGUGUGGAAAACUCUUCACUCAAAGAUCAGCCCUUAUUAGGCAUCAGAGAAUCCACACAGGGGAGAGAUCCUAUGAAUGCCGUGAGUGCGGGAAAACCUUCAAUCACAGCUCACACCUUAUUCGGCAUCAGAGAAUCCACACAGGGGAGAGGCCCUAUGAAUGCCGUGAGUGCGGGAAAACCUUCAGUCGCAGCUCGCACCUUAUUGGGCAUCAGAGAAUCCAUACAGGGGAGAGGCCCUAUGAAUGCCAUGAGUGUGGGAAAACCUUCAAUCGCAGCUCUCAUCUUAUUCAGCAUCAGAGAAUCCACACGAGCGAGAAGCCCCGCGAAUGCCGUCAGCAGGCCUGCACAACUCGUAAAGCGGCGAUGUAGAGAAAUCUCUGUAUUAACUAUCUCUAUAAAUCUUUAUAACAUUGCAUUGUGUUAUUUUGUAUUAAGUAUCUUUCUGUAUUAAGUAUCUUUAUGACAUUGCAUCCGGCAUGAUGUUAUUUUGUAUUUCAUAUGACUUAGCAUUGUGCCUCUUUAUUUUCAUACAACUUUGUAUUAGAUCCUUAUAUAGAAAAUUGGUAGAAAACUUUGUAUCAAAUGUUAUAGCCCCUAAGGAUAGUAUAGUUAAAGUAAAAGAAAACGUGCCUUUUUGCUAGAAGUAGAAUAAGAUCUUCCCCCCCACUCUGUAAUCAAUUGCCCUAUUGACUGAAUGAGGUGUGAAUGAGUGAGGCUUGGAAGACACCCACCUCCAGACAGCUACAACAGUUGAAGAGGGAAUGGGAGCCAGAGCAAAGGACAAUACAACUUGUCAAGUGGGCCCAAUAAAGAAGAGCAGACAUAUUGAUGGCCUCAGGGAUUAGAAGCAAGAACCUUCUUUAGAAAACACCCUCUUUGAGCAGCAUUGGGACAACACCCAGA
Messenger RNA from Gopherus evgoodei (Goodes thornscrub tortoise), 1277 nucleotides. Its product is annotated as zinc finger protein 383-like. The transcript is spliced from 2 exons. Bases 45 to 743 code for a protein of 232 amino acids. Lineage: Eukaryota; Metazoa; Chordata; Testudines; Testudinidae. Gene Ontology annotation, molecular function: RNA polymerase II cis-regulatory region sequence-specific DNA binding; DNA-binding transcription factor activity, RNA polymerase II-specific. Gene Ontology annotation, biological process: regulation of transcription by RNA polymerase II. The record is from RefSeq and is a predicted model, not a curated record.